AUGGAAUUUUCAAAAGAACCGAAUUUCCAAUUAUUAAGUGCUAAGGAUUUUACUCCAGAAAAAUGUAUUUGUACAGAACCUAUAAUAAAUUAUUUUAGUAUAAUUAUUUUUUUUGCAGAUGUUAAAAACUUAUCACAAAACUAUGUGGGUGGAUCUGAGUUACAAAACCUGAGAAGAAAAAUCCAAUCCCUUUCGGAAGAGACUAGUAAUAAUUUGAAGAAAAAUGUGUAUGAAAAUUAUGUUCAAUUUAUUGAGACCGCCAAGGAAAUAUCUCAUUUGGAAAGUGAAAUGUAUCAGUUGUCCCAUUUACUAUCAGAACAAAAAUCAUUAUUAAGUGCUCUGUCAACAACAUCUAUUUUAGAAGACACUCAGCACCUGAGUAUUGAAAGAGAGAAUAAGAGUAAUGACAAGGAUGUAGAAGAGGAAAAUAAGCAGAAACUUGCAGCCAUUUUAGAAAAAGUGGAAGGAUGCAAGGAAUUGUUAGAAGUACCAGGAAGAAAAUUUCUAUAUGAAGGAGAUUUGUUAGAAAUUGAUCCAACAGAAAAUACAUCUUUGAAAACUGUUCAUGUGUAUUUAUUUACAGAUGGAUUUAUGAUAACAAAUAGAAAUUCUAAUAGUCGAGGUUUGAUGAAGUACAUUUAUGAAAUAAUGUACGAUUUAAGUAGUCUGGCAGUGGUUAACGUGAGAGAUUUAGGAAAUGUUAAACACGCAUUUAAAUUGUUAAUUUUUCCAGACACGAGAGUUUUUCAAUGUUCUUCUAAUUCCAACAAGAAAGAAUGGUUGGACAAGUUUGACCAAGCAAAGAAGACUAGACUAGCUCAAGAGCAACAAAAGAGAGAGUCUAUUUCGGAAAAAUCACCCUCACGAUCAGCUUCAAUAGAGUCUCCAAGUUAUAACCCUUUUGACGAAGUUGAAGACGAUGUAGGAAUGGUGCACCCAGAAUGGUUUUUGGACAUUCCAGAGGAACUUGAUGUGUGUGUAGCUCAAAGACACUUCGAAGAGGCUCUUUCAUUGUUACAAAAAGCUAAGGAAUAUAUUAGCCAAAUGACGGCCGGUAAUGAGAAACACGAUCAUGUGUUCCUCGAUAUUCAAAGGAAGGUUGAACAAAGACAAAAUAGCCUUACCGAAGUUUUAAUGAAAGAACUAGAAGUUAAUCCUGAUAAAUCUUUACAAGGAGGAUUGAGGGCUGCCAGAAGAGCAGUGAGGUUAUUAAAUCAGUUAGGAAGAGAAAACCAAUCAUGUAACUUAUUCCUGAAAUUGUGUAGCAGUAUGUUAAGAACACAGUGUAAGCGUGUAAAAAGAGAAGGAUCCACCACAACAUACAUACGAAAUUUGGCGAGUGUAGUAUUCACUAAUAUGUGUCAUAUGUCUGAUGAGUUUCUAAGGGCCUUUCCCGAUUCACCAACUUGUGCUUCAGCUUAUGUUGUGUGGGCCAGCAACGAACUACUGCUUUUUACUGGACAUUUUAUAAAACAAGUAUUUAUGCCACAGACUUCGUUAUCAACUGUUACAGAAUGCAUAGUAUUAGUCCGAACGCAAUGUGAAAGAUUGUACAGCUAUGGCCUGGAUUUAUGUUACCAACUGGACGGUGCUUUACGAUCUUCCUUAGUCAAAGCUUUAAAAGACGCAAAAGACAAACUUAUAGAUUCGAUAAAACUUAGAGCCCUAGAAGAUAAAUGGAUCCCAAUUAACCUGCAUUCCAAAUCCGCUUUGGGAAGAUUUCUACACGAACAUUCGCAAAUGGGAUUAAAUUUGGAGAGUUAUGUUUCAGGUGAUACUUGGAUACAACUAACAGCGAGUACUUUAUCGUUUACGAAAAUGUUUUUCCAAUUGUUAAAUGACUGUAUGAAGCUAAAAACGACUGAAUUGGUAUACACCAUAGAUGAAACUUUGUAUAAUGUUUUCGACGCUCAAUUGAAACACAAUGAAAAUGCUCUUCGCAAUGAGUUAAAUCAGGAUCAAAGAAACUUCCUCACUAAAAAUGCUGAAUUUUUACUGGUAAAUGUGAUCGAAGUAUCACAGAAAAUCUACAAUCAAAAUGUAGGCUAUGAGUGUGCCACGCUUCAAAAACUACAAGGCGAAUAUGUGGCUUUAAAAAAGGGUGUUUCUCCAACAACUAGAAAUACUAAAACAAAAUACUCAUCUGAAUUUUUGUAA
Molecule: messenger RNA, 2157 nt
Organism: Diabrotica balteata
Lineage: Eukaryota; Metazoa; Arthropoda; Insecta; Coleoptera; Chrysomelidae
Source: the annotation of a GenBank genome assembly